AUGGCGCUGGCGAAACGACCGAGGGCGCUCCUCUUCGACGUCGGAGGCGUCUGCGUAAUAUCACCAUUCCAGGCUAUCCUGGACUAUGAAAAGGCCAACAACCUACCUAUCGGAUGGAUUAACUACAGCAUACAGCAUACUUCUCCAGACGGCGCAUGGCAUCGACUAGAGCGAGGAGAGGUCCAGCUUGACGCAGACUGGUUCAAGUCGUUUAACAGCGACUUCCGACAUACGCAUCUAUGGAAGCAAUUCAACGCCCAGUCACCUACUAGUACGAAGGAGAAACAUCCUGACCUCCCACAGGUCGAUGCCGAGUACGUCUUUUGGGAGAUGAUGCGAGUUGCGCAAAGUCCAGAUCCCUACAUGUUCCCUGCUCUACAGCGACUAAAGGACUCCGGCCACUUCAUCAUGGGCGCUCUAUCGAAUACCACCAUCAUACCGGACGAGAGCAAUCUAGGCAAGAACUCGGCAGCUGAGGACGUGAAGCAGUUCUUCGACUUUUUCAUCUCCAGCGCACAUACGGGGCUACGGAAACCGGACCCCAGGAUCUACGCACUCGCUAUGAAGGAGAUCAAUCAGGCUGCGAGGGAGAAAGGGGUGCAGGGGGAGAUACGGCCGGAGGAGGUGGUGUUUUUGGAUGAUAUCGGGGUGAACUUGAAGUGGGCGAGGAAGUCGGGCAUGGAGACGAUCAAGGUCGACCUGGGACGUACGCAGGAGGCCGUGAGAGAGCUGGAGAAGCAUUUCCUCCCACCACGCCAACCGCCAACACAACAACGAACGCACCAAGUCGUCCGUCGAGCAGCCAGCAAGAUGCCUUUCACCAAGCUUGUCAAGAACCGCCCAUACUUCAGUCGUUUCCAGACGAAGUUCAAGCGUCGUCGUCAGGGUAAAACCGACUACUAUGCCCGUAAGCGCUUGAUCACCCAGGCCAAGAACAAGUACAACUCGCCCAAGUACCGCCUGGUCGUCCGCUUCACCAACCGUGACAUCAUCACCCAGAUCGUCACUGCUGAGAUCUCCGGCGACAAGGUCUUCGCCUGUGCCUACGCCCACGAACUCAAGCGUUAUGGCAUCAAGAACGGUCUCACCAACUGGUCUGCCGCUUACGCCACCGGUCUCCUCCUCGCCCGCCGCACCUUGAAGAAGCUCGGCCUCGACGAGGACUUUGCCGGUGUCGAGGAGCCAGAGGGUGAAUACACCCUCACCGAGGCCGCCGAGACCGACGAUGGCACUCGCCGUCCCUUCAAGGCCGUCCUCGACGUUGGUCUUCACCGUACUUCCACCGGUGCCCGUGUCUUCGCUGCCAUGAAGGGUGCCUCUGACGGUGGUAUCUUCGUCCCCCACUCUGAGAACCGUUUCCCCGGAUACGACAUUGAGGGCAAGGAGCUCGACGCCGAGACUCUCCGCAAGUACAUCUUCGGUGGCCACGUUGCCGAGUACAUGGAGGGUCUUGCCGAUGACGACGAGGAGCGCUACCAGGGUCAGUUCUGCAAGUACAUCGAGAACGACCUCGAUGCCGGUGAGCUCGAGGAGAUGUACACCAACGCCCACGCUGCCAUCCGCGAGGACCCCUUCAAGAAGGACGAGGAGGCUGGCCCCAAGAAGAGCAAGGCCGAAUGGAAGGCCGAGAGCUUGAAUAUAUCAUCUGGCGUAAGAGAGUUAAAUGGUCACAUGAGUGUUUGGUCAAAGGAGACGCCCAAACAUAUCAACAUCAGGCAUCAGCAAGCCCAAAGGCCAUCAGCCAUGAGAGACAACGAUGGCCCCAAGUUGAUCGGCCUUGGUCGGACUGGACGUGUGAUGCGUACUGGAAACAUUGCUGUGAAGACUGCCAAUAUUUGGCCUGUGUCUGAGGACGCGUCCGAGAUAGCAAGAAUCUCCUCCCUACAGAUGAAUGAGGCGAACAGAGAGUCCCUCAAGCAUGAAGGGCUGGUGUAUCGCCAUCUGGGGCACGUACAGGGCGUUAUAACACCCUGCCGGAUCUCUGACACCGAGAUUCAGAUGCCAUAUCUACGUCAGGGGCCCCUUAGCAGCUAUCUGCGCGCUCAUAAUGAUAGCCUGGACGACGCUCAACGACUACGAUGGCUUCGUGAAGCUGCAGAUAUCGUCCGUCGAGUGCACGAGCGGCGGGUGCUGGUUACUGAUAUCGCGGCGCGAAAUUUCCUGCUUGAUGAGAAUCUUUCCCUCCAGAUGUGCGAUUUCACCGAGUCUGUGAUAGUGUCGAACGAUGAGGACAUGGCCAGCUAUACGUCCGAGGACUUUAUUUCAGUCAAGUUCGACAUCGCGCGUUUCGGUUCGAUGAUGUAUGAGGUCAUCUCCGGACGUCGAUAUGAAUUCUACGUUAUACCCGAUAUCGAGACUGAUAUUGAUGACGACCCCGAGUCCAAGACCUUCAAGGUGUGGCCAACAGCUGAGAAGUUUCCGAACACGGAUGAUGUAUUCUUGGGUGAAAUCAUCAGGAAUUGUUGGCUCGGGGAUGGCUUUCUCACCAUGCAGGAAGUUUGUCGCGCCUUGGACAAUGAAUCGCGGCCAAAGGCUUCUAAGGACGAUUCGACUGGCAGUAUCUACUAUGCUUAG
Molecule: messenger RNA, 2574 nt
Organism: Arthroderma uncinatum
Lineage: Eukaryota; Fungi; Ascomycota; Eurotiomycetes; Onygenales; Arthrodermataceae
Product: 60S ribosomal protein L5
Exons: 6
Coding region: 1-2574 (857 amino acids)
Biological process (GO): translation; ribosomal large subunit assembly; protein phosphorylation
Cellular component (GO): cytosolic large ribosomal subunit; ribosome
Molecular function (GO): 5S rRNA binding; structural constituent of ribosome; ATP binding
Source: RefSeq, a predicted model, not a curated record